Molecule: messenger RNA, 1734 nt
Organism: Peronospora farinosa
Lineage: Eukaryota; Oomycota; Peronosporomycetes; Peronosporales; Peronosporaceae
Source: the annotation of a GenBank genome assembly
AUGAACCCAACUCUUGCUGUUGCUGUGAAGAAAGCUUCUCGAUUGUCACCUAUGACAACUCGUCGUCUCUUUUCAUCCGGUAAAGACAUUCGUUUUGGUGUGGAAGGACGUGCUGCAAUGCUAAAAGGUGCUGAUCAAUUGGCCAAUGCUGUUCAAGUGACACUUGGUCCAAAAGGUCGUAACGUAGUCAUUGAUCAGUCUUAUGGGGCUCCUAAGAUUACAAAAGACGGUGUUACUGUCGCUCGUAGUGUCGACUUUGCUGACAAGUUUGAAAACAUGGGGGCACAGCUUGUCCGUUCUGUUGCAAGCAGUACAAAUGAUGCAGCAGGUGAUGGCACAACAACAGCUACAGUCCUUACUCGUGCCAUUUUUAGUGAAGGUUGCAAGUCUGUAGCUGCUGGAAUGAACCCAACGGACUUACGUCGUGGGAUUCAAAUGGCUGUGGACCACGUCGUUGACGGACUACAAAAACUGUCCAUGGAUGUGCAAGACAAGGAAAAAGUUGCUCAAGUGGCAACGAUUUCGGCUAAUUCCGAAACGGAAAUUGGGUCUCUUAUUAGUGAUGCAAUGGAACGAGUGGGGAAAGAAGGGGUGAUUACAGUCCAAGAUGGCAAGACGUUGUACAAUGAAUUGGAAGUUGUGGAAGGCAUGAAAUUUGAUCGGGGGUUUAUUUCGCCUUAUUUUGUCACGGACAAUAAGACGCAAUCCUGUGAAAUGGAAAACCCAUACAUUCUUUUAGUGGAAAAGAAAAUAUCAAGUCUUCAGUCGAUUAUUCCCAUGUUGGAAACAGUUGUAAAGCAGCAACGUCCACUGCUUAUUAUUGCCGAAGAUGUUGAAAGUGAAGCACUGGCUGCUCUUGUGAUCAAUAAGAUCCGUGGUGGUGUCAAAGUGUGUGCUGUCAAGGCCCCUGGCUUUGGUGAUAACCGCAAAGCCAGUCUACAGGACAUGGCUGUACUUACUGGUGCUACUGUUAUCUCGGAAGAUCUUGGUCAUCGUCUGGAGACUGCUACUCCUGAGAUGCUUGGUAGUGCCAAGAAGGUGACUAUUACCAAGGAUGACACGUUGAUGCUUGAUGGUGCAGGCUCAGCUGAUGCUGUCGAGGAACGUGGCAAUUUGCUGCGUGACUCGAUUGAGAACACGACAUCGGACUAUGAGAAGGAAAAGUUGCAGGAACGUCUGGCGAAGCUGAGUGGUGGUGUUGCUGUUAUCAAGGUUGGUGGUGCUAGUGAGGUCGAGGUCGGGGAAAAGAAGGACCGUGUCGUGGAUGCACUGAACGCCACUCGUGCCGCUGUAGCGGAAGGCAUUGUGCCUGGUGGUGGUGCUGCUCUUCUGUGGGCGUCACGUUCGCUCACUUCACUGUAUGAUUCAUGCGCCAACUUGGACCAGAAGGUGGGUGUGGAGAUUAUUGAGCGCGCUUGCCGUGCCCCAGCUACGCAGAUCGCCAAGAACGCCGGCCACGAAGGUGCCGUCGUUGUAGGCAAAUUGCUAGAGAACGACUUGCCCGAGCUCGGCUUUAAUGCCCAGACCGGUGAGUACGUGAACCUGGUGGACGCCGGUAUCAUUGACCCGACCAAGGUGGUGCGCACGGGACUUGUGGACGCUUCGAGCGUCGCGUCGCUUAUGAUGACUGCUGAGGCUCUUAUCGCUGACCUGCCGGAAGAGGCUGGCGCAGCUCCCCCGAUGGGCGGCAUGGGUGGCAUGGGCGGUAUGGGUGGUAUGGGUGGCAUGAUGUAA